Molecule: messenger RNA, 1283 nt
Organism: Nicotiana tabacum (common tobacco)
Lineage: Eukaryota; Viridiplantae; Streptophyta; Magnoliopsida; Solanales; Solanaceae
Product: hypersensitive-induced response protein 1-like
Source: RefSeq, a predicted model, not a curated record
AAAGUCCAUCUCCUGAGGUCAGAGGUUGCUGGACAUCGAGCCAUAUUUAACCCCCUCAACCCCACCCCAAACGAAACACCCACCUCGUGUGUCUGUUUGCAGCGAACGAAUUGAUCUCUGCAAAAAUAUAAUCUAAGAGAAAGACAAUGGGGAAUUUGCUUGGCUGUGUACAAGUGGACCAAUCCACUGUGGCUAUAAAGGAGAGAUUUGGCAAGUUUAAUGAUGUGCUUGAGCCUGGAUGUCAUUUCUUGCCAUGGUGUAUAGGCAGCCAGAUUGCUGGAUACCUUACUUUAAGGUUGCAGCAGCUUGAUGUGCGAUGCGAGACAAAGUCAAAGGAUAAUGUAUUUGUAACUGUUGUUGCUUCAAUUCAAUAUCGUGCUCUGGCUGAUAAAGCUACUGAUGCUUUUUACAAGCUUAGUAAUACUCGAUCCCAGAUUCAAGCCUAUGUGUUUGAUGUUAUCAGAGCUAGUGUUCCAAAGCUAAAUCUGGAUGAUGUCUUUGAGCAGAAGAAUCAAAUUGCUAAGGCAGUGGAGGAUGAACUUGAAAAGGCAAUGUCUGCUUAUGGAUAUGAGAUUGUUCAGACACUCAUAGUUGAUAUAGAGCCAGAUGAACAUGUCAAGCGAGCUAUGAAUGAAAUCAAUGCAGCUGCAAGAAUGAGAGUAGCUGCCAAUGAGAAAGCAGAAGCUGAAAAAAUUGUCCAGAUUAAACGAGCUGAGGGUGAUGCUGAGGCUAAGUACCUGGCGGGGCUUGGGGUUGCUAGACAACGCCAGGCCAUUGUGGAUGGUUUAAGGGACAGUGUUCUCGGCUUCUCAAGUAAUGUCCCAGGAACGAGUGCCAAGGACGUCUUGGACAUGGUCCUCAUCACUCAAUAUUUUGACACCAUGAAGGAAAUUGGUGCCACGUCUAAAUCCUCAGCAGUCUUUAUCCCACAUGGACCUGGAGCUGUUAGUGACAUUGCAGGGCAGAUUCGACAUGGAUUGCUCCAAGGUUCAACUGUCCAGCAACAAAAUCUUGUAUAAAUGCGUUUCACCAUGUCUCGUGUGCUUGUGUUUUGUAUGUAAUGUUUCUUCUUGAUGUGAUCGUGAUGGCCAUUAUUGUUCAUUAUACAUGUGUAAUUAGAUGCAGUUUUAAAGUCUCAGUGUUCGUCUGUCUAAAAGUCAGGUUUUAAUGAUUCGUUCACAUAUUACUACGUACCAGAGAGCUUAGGCUGUGGAAGAGAGCAGAUCUAUGAUGCCAAAGAAUUGUAAACUAAAGGUUGAAUUAGUGAUCUUUUACUUGACAUA